Molecule: messenger RNA, 907 nt
Organism: Aegilops tauschii subsp. strangulata
Lineage: Eukaryota; Viridiplantae; Streptophyta; Magnoliopsida; Poales; Poaceae
Product: elicitor-responsive protein 3
Source: RefSeq, a predicted model, not a curated record
CAAGCUGCCUAUGCCCUACCACACACCGGGUCCAUGUGAUGCGACGUGGGGGAGGCGCGAGGAAGACGCGGCCGAGCCUUCCAUUUUUCAACUCCUAGUCCUAUACAUACAGCGGCGCCCCGGGGCUCGGAUCGGAUCUACAGCGAUUAGUCUCGACCUUCAGUCGUGCUGCCUGCUCAUCAGCAUAUAAUUCCUGAUCGAGCGAGCAGGAGAGGAAGGCGAGAUCAGGCCGGGAGAGAAGAUGGCGCAGGGGACGCUGGAGGUGCUGCUCGUCGGAGCCAAGGCCCUCGAGAACACCGACUACCUCUGCAACAUGGACCCGUACGCGGUUCUAAAAUGCACCUCGCAGGAGCAGAAGAGCACCGUCGCCUCAGGAAAGGGAAGUGAUCCUGAGUGGAACGAAACCUUUGUGUUCACCGUCUCUGAGAAUGCAACCGAGCUCGUCAUCAAGCUUCUGGACAGUGAUGGUGGCACGGACGACGACAGCGUUGGUGAAGCAACGAUCCCAUUGGAUGGAGUGUACACUGAAGGAAGCAUCCCACCAACUGUUUACAAUGUUGUCAAAGACGAAGAGUACCGUGGAGAAAUCAAAAUCGGUCUGACGUUCACUCCGGAGGAGGCUCGUGAUCAGGAUCAACCCGAGGAAAACUACGGUGGGUGGAACCAAUCAUCUUAAGAAGAAGCAGGUGCUUUGCUGAACUAUGGUGCGUGACAAGUCGUGUGCUAGAACUAAAGCUUAUUUUAAUUGUUAAAGACUGUAUUUGUCGUUGAUUCCGUCAAUUAUGUAUAAGCUACAAAUCUCCUUAUUGAUUGGUAUCAUUUUCUAAUCUUCAAAUUUGUAAUAAUAGUGUUCCCCACUUGUAUGAAGUAUGAGCCCUUUUUAAUGUCACUAAACUGAGUUGCAAUA